Fomitiporia mediterranea MF3/22 is the source of this 1938-nucleotide messenger RNA. RefSeq lists its product as uncharacterized. NCBI's taxonomy places the organism in Eukaryota, Fungi, Basidiomycota, Agaricomycetes, Hymenochaetales, Hymenochaetaceae. Bases 29 to 1750 code for a protein of 573 amino acids. The record is from RefSeq and is a predicted model, not a curated record. The transcript is spliced from 4 exons.
CUGACCUCCAUCCUGCCUAUUGACCACCAUGUCCGUACCGUCUAGAGAUCAAAUCGAUGGCUAUAUCUCCUCCGUCGAGGAGCUUGUCGUCUCAUCUUAUGCAUUCAUCACGGACGUCGACGCUAUCAACGACUCCGUGCAGCGUCUCUGGAUGCACGUCUCUCGCUUCGGUCCUCCAGAGAUGCCCGACAUCCGGCUUCCCAGUCUUGGUAGAUUCGAGGUUCCCGCUCCUCUGCCACCUCCGCCCCCGCUUCCACCGACCACGACUUGGUAUGAGGAUGUAGCAGAUUGGGCAAGUCGGAAUAAGAUCCUCGUGGGUACAAUGUGUGUUGGUGCUGUUGGUGCUGGCUUGCUGGCAGGCUACAGUGCAUCAAGCUAUGCACGAGCUAGAGCUAGGGCUCGGCGUACUCAGAAAACGAUUGGUACUAGUACUAAUAACAGACGAUUGGUCGUUGUCGUCCUAGGCGGAGACGCACCUCUAGGUCCAUCCCUGAUUUCUGGACUUGUUAAAGAAGGAUACAUCGUUAUCACAAGUGUAUCAAACCCUGAUUCAGUUGCAGAAACUGAAGCGACAGGAAAUGGAUAUGUUAGGGCUCUGGUAUUUGAUCCCACGGAGCCUGCUACUCUUCCUGCCUUCCUCAAAUCCCUUAAGGCGACGCUCAGCUUGCGUUUCCCCUUGAAUGCUGCUGGAGAUCCUUAUCAGAAUUCUCCCACAACCUUCCCAAUUAUCUUCUCUGUCAUUUCCCUAAUUACUCUUCCUCCUUUGCAAAUCUGCCCGACACCAGCACCUUUUGAGCACCUCGAGCUUGAUUCGUCGUACGCCUCAUUCCUUUCACAUACGCACAUUAUGCCUUUGCAAGCCAUCCAAGCGCUUCUUCCUCUCUUCCGAGUCGAUUCCGUUCGUGCGAAAGAUUCCAUGUAUGCCGUUGGAGGAAGCAGGAGCAUUAUUUUCUGCGUAUCUGCUGCAGAUGCACGUGUCGGAGUGCCUUAUGCUUCGGCGCAAGCGAUGAGUGCCGCCGCUACGGUGCGCGGUGCCGAGGUUCUUCGACGCGAGCUCAAGCAGGUCGACGAUGCCCAGAUGCGCGACCUACGGGUUGUCGUGGUUGAUGUGGGUGCAAUUGGGAAGACUGAUUCUUUGGGACUGGCUGCUUUGUCUCUCGAUGAUGAAGCCCUAUCACGCUCCAUCGAAAAAUGGACGCCUGGUGAACAGAGAGUUUAUUCUGCUCCAUAUGCUGCGUUCAUUAGCGCGGUUACGCAGCGUCGCGGAAGGAAGCCCCAAAGCGUUGAUAAAUUUGUGAAGACAAUGGUAGGAACCGUUGGCUGGAAUGCGGCAAAGAGCGAGAGGAGAUCGACAUUGAGCGUCGGCCUUCGACUUUGGGCGUACGGCCUUCACCGAUCGCUACAAGGAGACAGAUUCGCAGUUGGUGCUGGAGCACGUACGUACGCAGCAGCGUCUUACUUACCGUCGUUCAUGCUGGACGCUCUGUUAAAUCUACCAGCCAUCGUAAUGUCCGCUAGGAAUAGGUACUUGCCUGUCGCACCCCGUAUUCCAGCGGGCUUGCCCGAAGUGGAAACGGAGCAGCCAAACGUGGAAGAAACUUCCAAAACAGAGUCAGAGCCAAGUGUCAAGGAGGUGCCAGCAUCGCCAAUGGAAACCUCGGAACCGGAGCGGUCAGCAAAUACAAGAAAAUCCGUGUCAGAUGUGACGUCCUCUGGUGUUGAUAACAGUUGGAUAAGCGUACAGGACUGAUAUCCAGAUCGAUUUCUCAAAGUUCUGUUGACGUAUAUCUUUUAUAUUGUUGUAUAAAUAACAGUAGCAUUUGUCUUUACCUUCAUCCCCACUCAUGUAUAUCAACCCAAUCAUCCACAAAGGGAAUUAGCUCAAUAAUUUAGCGCACUUAUCGUAGCGAAAUAAAGCAAUUGUAGGCAAAUUCUCUU